Brassica napus (rape) is the source of this 477-nucleotide messenger RNA. RefSeq names its product proteoglycan 4-like. Bases 1 to 477 code for a protein of 158 amino acids. Lineage: Eukaryota; Viridiplantae; Streptophyta; Magnoliopsida; Brassicales; Brassicaceae. The transcript is spliced from 2 exons. The record is from RefSeq and is a predicted model, not a curated record.
AUGACUCAAUCGUAUUCCCUCCCACCAUAUAAGAGCAUCCCCACGAAGGUCGCGGUGGUGGUGGCGGUAGAUCCUAAGCACCAUGAGCAAACUGCUGAGCUGGACCCUGCUGCAGUGGAACCUGAGGAAGGGGGACCUGCUGAACGGGAUCCUGAUGAUCAUGCUGAGCGGGAAUCUACUGAUCCUGCUGGACCUGAACCGGUGGAACUUGCUGAACCCGAAUCUGCUGACCCUGCUGCACCUGAACCUGAGGAGCCUGCUGAACUGCAGCCAUAUGACGAGCAACCUCCUGAGCAGCUACUCGGGCGGCCUCCUGAGCGGCCUGCCUGGCUGCCUCAUGGGAAAUCCGCUGAACUUCCUCCUGAGCGGCCUGUCUAUCGGCAUCCUGAACCAUCUGUCUCAAUACAUCCUGAUCAACCGGUGGAGGCGCGGGUGGCAGAACUGCGGGCUGCUCAUGCUCAUCUACAUCGUCUCUAA